Molecule: messenger RNA, 591 nt
Organism: Chironomus riparius
Lineage: Eukaryota; Metazoa; Arthropoda; Insecta; Diptera; Chironomidae
Source: the annotation of a GenBank genome assembly
AUGAAGGACAUAAUGGAAACGAAAGACACAAUUCCUGAUCAUCGGGAGGAAUUAAAGAAGAAUCAUAAUAAAAAUGAUGUCGUUGCACGAUGGCUAUUUCCGGUUCAUGGGAAAUUAUUUGAUAUUGAACUUGAGCAUGGAACAAUAAGCGGAAAGCGUGUAAUUUGGGUCAACGGUGAGGAAAUUCUAAGACGGGAUAUUAUGUAUCGGCUUGUAGGCGAAGAUGUCUUUUUUGUUGAAGAUAAACGUUGCAUCAUUCACAUAUUUCCGUCAAGUGGAUUCAAAUAUACUUAUAAACUCUUUAUCGAUGGCAUCGAGUGCGAAAUUUACAAUCAGGCACAGUCAAAGAUCCUUAAAACGUGGGAAAUAAAAAUUAAUGACAAAAAUUAUCGCGUUGUGCUUGAAAAAGACACAUUAAAUAUUUACCUUAAUGGAAUACUGAGAGAAGAAAGACCGGAAUUUUGUGAUGGUGGAACUGACACACAUUUUGUGGAGGACGGACAUAAAUUUAUUAUGAGUGCUAGAAGUGGCGAUCAAAAUGAGCCCAUACGAUACAGCCUAAAAGUUAAUGGAAAUGUUCAUGAAAUAUAA